AUGGCUAAAAAUUCAACGCAAAGUGCACUUGGCAUGAACAUCCCUGCAGUGCAGUACCUCCGACUUCUGAAUGCAAGAGUGCUUGUAGUGCAGGCGUUGGUGUGCAUAUUCCUCUAUGUGAACUGCCUAAUGAUCUUCACCUUCUUCAAGAAAGAGGCAUUCCGCAACAACGUGCGCUAUAUCCUCUUUGCACACACACUUUUUUGUGACACGUUGUUCCUGAUAAUAUCGGAUGCACUCCUUCUCAUGAGCUUCUCGGGAACCACUGUACCUGUCGGGCUAUGCAUGGUCAUCUAUGCAAUCAGUGGUCUCCUUAACUUUGCUACACCUCUGACUCUCACAGCUAUGUGCCUGGAACGCUACGUGGCCAUCUGUAUGCCUCUGAGACAUGCAGAAAUCUCCACCCGACGCCGAGCCAUCUACUGCAUCUUCGUCAUACAUGCUGUCAGCUCCAUACAGCAAUUCAUCAUUUUCUUCAUGGUCGUCUCGUCCUCUCCGCUCAGCUUGUACAGCAUAUACCUAUACUGUAGCGUGGAAAACCUACUCGUGGUCAAGUGGCAGCAAAAUGUCCGAUCUGCAAUGUCUCAGCUCUAUUUCCUGGCCAUGUCUGUUACCAUAGCCUUCACUUACAUCAAAAUCAUGGCAGCUGCCAGGGCAGCCUCUUCAGACAAUCAGACAUCCACCGCCAAGGGCCUAAGGACUGUGCUUCUUCAUGCCUUCCAGAUGACACUUGGUCUCAUAAUGCUGUGGUUGCCACUGAUAGAGAUGGCCGUUAUGGAAGUCAAUCUUCAUGCAUUUAUUGAGCUGAGAUACUUUGACUAUAUCACCUUCAUCCUUGCUCCUCGGUGUCUCUGCCCACUCGUGUAUGGUUUAAGAGAUAAACAAUUUGUCCUGGUUUUGAAAUACUAUUUUCUGUAUGCCUUUUAUAAGAAAGUUGCUCCAGUGAAAAAACCAUUUAAAUCCAGAAUUUAG
Megalops cyprinoides (Indo-Pacific tarpon) is the source of this 972-nucleotide messenger RNA. RefSeq names its product odorant receptor 131-2-like. NCBI's taxonomy places the organism in Eukaryota, Metazoa, Chordata, Actinopteri, Elopiformes, Megalopidae. Gene Ontology annotation, cellular component: membrane. The transcript has a single exon. Bases 1 to 972 code for a protein of 323 amino acids. Gene Ontology annotation, molecular function: G protein-coupled receptor activity. The record is from RefSeq and is a predicted model, not a curated record. Gene Ontology annotation, biological process: G protein-coupled receptor signaling pathway.